AUGUCCACAAACGGUGCAAGCACCAGCAAGGCCCGCGAGGAGCCUGUAGUCGAUCGGAAUGAUCGUCAACAAUACCUGAUCAAUGUUCAACCCGCCCGCCCCAAUGAACUGCAGCCUAAGUACGCGCAACGCAUUCAACACGAUGAUGACAACCCUGAUGCGCACGGCUGGUAUGCCGGUUUAAUUCACGGUCUGGGUGAAUGCAUCGGUUUCUUUGGAGCUAUCCCCUGCUGCUUCUGUUGUCCCAACCCCUUCAAGCCUGUCGAACAGGGUGCAGUCGGUCUGAUUUCACGAUUUGGACGUUUCGAGCGAUCGGUCGAUCCCGGUCUGGUCAAAAUCAACCCGCUCAGCGAGCACAUCAUUACGGUCGAUGUCAAGAUUCAGAUUGUCGAGGUACCUCGCCAGGUGUGCAUGACCAAGGACAAUGUCACUCUCAACCUCACGUCAGUCAUCUACUACGAAGUGGUCUCUCCCCACAAGGCUGCUUUCGGUAUCUCCAACGUACGCCAAGCCCUUAUCGAGCGCACCCAAACCACACUCCGCCAUGUGAUCGGAGCCCGCGUCCUCCAGGACGUCAUCGAGCGCCGUGAGGAGAUCGCCCAGUCAACAUCUGAGAUCAUCGAGGAGGUAGCCUCCGGCUGGGGUGUCAAGGUGGAGUCGAUGCUCAUCAAAGACAUCAUUUUCAGCAAUGACCUGCAAGACUCGCUCUCCAUGGCUGCGCAGUCCAAGCGUAUCGGUGAGAGCAAGGUUAUUGCGGCGCGCGCGGAGGUCGAGUCUGCCAAAUUGAUGCGCCAGGCUGCGGAUAUCCUGUCCUCGGCUCCGGCUAUGCAGAUCCGGUACCUGGAGGCGAUGCAGGCCAUGGCCAAGUCUGCUAACAGCAAGGUUAUCUUCUUGCCUGCCAUGAACCAGACCGUGCAAUCGCAGCUCAAUGUUGCUGACAAUGCCGGUGAAGGGCCUAGCAACUACGGCGCCACGUCUCAGGUGGAUGAUGGAUUCCAGCGUGCGAUGAACGCCCGCGUUGUCGAGGACAUCUAG
Molecule: messenger RNA, 1035 nt
Organism: Penicillium soppii
Lineage: Eukaryota; Fungi; Ascomycota; Eurotiomycetes; Eurotiales; Aspergillaceae
Product: slipin family protein
Exons: 3
Coding region: 1-1035 (344 amino acids)
Cellular component (GO): plasma membrane
Source: RefSeq, a predicted model, not a curated record